Biomphalaria glabrata is the source of this 741-nucleotide messenger RNA. RefSeq lists its product as uncharacterized. NCBI's taxonomy places the organism in Eukaryota, Metazoa, Mollusca, Gastropoda, Planorbidae. Bases 1 to 741 code for a protein of 246 amino acids. The record is from RefSeq and is a predicted model, not a curated record. The transcript has 5 exons.
AUGCAACAAGAGAAGUCUCAGAGAGAGAGUGUUACAACAAUAUGCCCAGCGAAUUGGUUUGGAUCGAGAUGCCAGUACAAAUGCCACUGCAGGGGAAAUAAUUGUACUAGUGAAGGAUUAUGUCCCUUGGGAUGUCACGAGGAAUGGUUCGGUCCCGAGUGCCAGUAUAUCAAUGUGGCCGAUGGGAUAUCUGAAGCAGAUGAUCAAGGCUGUAACAGAGUUGAAACAAUCCACUCAAAACUGGAAGUACCUUUCCGUUUACAAACAAAUUUCACCUGGAUGAGGCUUCGAUUCAAAGAGAAUAUAAAGACAGUCAACUUCAAGCUGUUAACAACGAAUGAUAUUUGGACACCUUGUAGCAGUUCUGACAUCCUCCAAAUAGAUGACGUAACUUUGGACAUUUUCUGUCAGGACACAACUAAUAGAUCUAUUUCCAAAAGUGUUUUUAUCGAAGUCACCGCGGCUGUCACCUUGUGUUCAAUAUAUGUCAGUGGAGGUCGUAACGUCGCUCUGAAAGCUUCAACGGAACAAUCAUUGAUUUUUUCCAAUGAAACAUACGACGAGUCUUUUGCAAGAUCAGAGAACUCUGUUGACGGAAACACGUCACUGGAGUUCAAGGACAAAAGUUGUAGCCGAACCAAAGAGUCUAAACGAGCUAGAUAUGAAAUUACGUUUGAAGAACUUCACACAAUUCAUGCAUACAGGCUUUAUGCUAGUUUCUGUAAGUUUUUAACUGCUUAA